Messenger RNA from Beta vulgaris subsp. vulgaris (sugar beet), 600 nucleotides. RefSeq lists its product as uncharacterized. Bases 1 to 600 code for a protein of 199 amino acids. Lineage: Eukaryota; Viridiplantae; Streptophyta; Magnoliopsida; Caryophyllales; Amaranthaceae. The record is from RefSeq and is a predicted model, not a curated record. The transcript is spliced from 2 exons.
AUGAACAGUGAUGUGAUAUAUCUUGCUCAAGCUGGCUUCAUGCCUGGAAGAAACAUAUCUGAUAAUAUCCUGCUGGCUACUGAACUCAUUAAAGGCUACAAAACAAAGUAUAUCUCUCCAAGAUGUAUGAUGAAAGUGGACGUCAAGAAAGCUUAUGACUCUAUUAAGUGGCCUUUUUUGAAUAUGAUGAUGAAUGAACUUGGUUUUCCCUCCAAAUUCACUGGUUGGGUUAUGGCCUAUGUCUCUUCUGUAUCAUUUUCUAUAUUGAUAAAUGGUACCCCUUAUAUCCUUAAGCAUAAUCCAGAUUUCAAUUUCCACCCAAGAUGUGAGAAGCUUCAUAUUACUCACUUGAUGUUUGCUGGUGAUCUUCUAAUGUUUCCUAUAGCAGAUCAUAGUUCCCUUCAACUAGUAUUUGAAGCUUUUAGUAAAUUUUCUCAUGCUUCAGGCCUUGUGGCAAAUCUGGAAAAGAGUAAUUUGUACAGUGCAGGUGUUACAGAGGAAGAGAAGAGUGGUUUGCAGCUUAUUGUUCAGAUGCCAAUGGGAUCUUUCCCAUUUAAGUACCUAGGAGUUCCUCUUACAACUAGGAAACUCUUUUAUUAG